This is a messenger RNA of Rattus rattus (black rat), 1840 nucleotides long. It is a transcript of the gene Fcer2, whose product is annotated as Fc fragment of IgE receptor II. Lineage: Eukaryota; Metazoa; Chordata; Mammalia; Rodentia; Muridae. Bases 79 to 969 code for a protein of 296 amino acids. The record is from RefSeq and is a predicted model, not a curated record. The transcript is spliced from 10 exons.
UGGGAGCCUCCUAGGAGACGAUGCUGCUGUGCAAGACGGGGGACUCAGCUCGUGCUGGUGGGGCUACUGAGCACAGUAAUGUGGGCUGGCCUGUUGGCCCUGCUCCUUCUAUGGCACUGGGAAACAGAGAAGAGUCUAAAACAGCUGGGAGACGCUGCAAUCCAGAACGUCUCCCAUGUUACCAAGGACUUACAAAAUUACCAGAGUAAUCAGUUGGCCCAGAAGUCCCAGGCUCUUCAGAUGUCACAAAACUUGGAAGAGCUCCAAGCUGAACAGAAGCAAAUGAAAUCUCAGGACUCUCAGCUCUCUCAGAACCUGAACGAACUCCAAGAGGAUCUGAUCAACGUCAAAUCCCAGAACUCUGAACUCUCCCAGAACCUGAACACACUCCAAGAGGAUCUAGUCAACGUCAAAUCCCAGGGCUUGAAUGAGAAGCGCGCGGCCUCAGAUUCUCUGGAGAAGCUACAGGAAGAGGUGGCAAAACUGUGGAUUGAGAUACUGAUGUCAAAGGGAACGGCAUGCAACGUGUGUCCCAAGGACUGGCUCCAUUUCCAACAGAAGUGCUACUAUUUUGGUGAGGGCUCCAAGCAGUGGAUCCAGGCCAAGUUCACCUGCAGUGACCUGGAAGGACGGCUAGUCAGCAUUCACAGCCAGAAGGAGCAGGACUUCCUGAUGCAACAUAUCAACAAGAAGGAGUCCUGGAUUGGUCUCCAGGAUCUCAAUAUGGAGGGAGAGUUCAUAUGGCCGGAUGGGAGCCCUGUGGGUUAUAGCAACUGGAGUCCAGGGGAGCCCAACAAUGGGGGCCAGGGUGAGGACUGCGUCAUGAUGCGGGGAUCUGGCCAGUGGAAUGACGCCUUCUGCCGCAGCUACCUGGAUGCCUGGGUGUGUGAGCAGCUGGCAACCUGUGACCUAUCCGCCCCCUUAGCCUCUGUGACGCCAACAGGACCCACCCCCAAGAAUGAACCCUGACUAAGUUCUGUGCUUCCUCUCCUGGAUUUCUCCUCUACCUUUGUCAUGGAAACAACCAGGCCUUGAGGAUGCCCCUGUCAAGGCCCGAUUGCUCUCUGUGACUGAGGCUAGGAUUAUGUCCCCUCCCAAACUGAAGUGGCUGGUGGAGGCCAGCUCCUGCCAGCUAUCCAGAAAGCCUCUCCCGCUAAGCUGACCAUCCCAUUCCGUCUGCCCUCUUCAAACCUGAGCCCCAGCCAUACUGGCAUCUGUGGGCAGUUAAGCCAACCCAGGAGCUACUGAGAACAAAGAUUCUGAGGAAGGCUUCUUCUGCAGUCCCCACCACCUAUCAAGUCUUCCAUUUUCUUCUACGCUGCAUCGGAGAACAGAGGUUCCCUCUCCCCAGGAUCCGGAAGUGAGUCCUCCCAUCAAGUGUGCACCAGUGAAAUCCAGUCAUGGCUGGUCCCCAGCAUUCCUACCCUCUUUGGAGCUGCACUAGGUGUACUCCUGGUGUGGGACGUAUUGAAGGGACUGUGGCCAGCUCCAGCGCGGUGAGCUUGGCUCUGGGAGGCCUUGCCCUUCUCUCCCAUUCCCUCCGCCUUGCUAAAAGUGUUAGAUCACAUUCCUGAGGCUAGACCCCAAGGUCUAUCCCCUUAUUUGGCCACUUCCUCCUCCUGAGGCCGCCUACAAAGGCCCAGCUAUCCAAGUAUUAAAGUCCAGCAAUCAAAAGCCCCCUUCAGUUUCACCUAAUCAACAUGUUCUACACCCAGGCUACCUCUUUUUCUCUUCAUAAAAAUUACACCUGCAAGGUCAUCGGAUGCUGUUUUUCUGCCUGAGUCAGAAAGCAGCCACUUAACUUUUCUUCCCUGCUUAAUAAAGGGUCUCUCUGAGAAAA